Molecule: messenger RNA, 1825 nt
Organism: Lingula anatina
Lineage: Eukaryota; Metazoa; Brachiopoda; Lingulata; Lingulida; Lingulidae
Source: RefSeq, a predicted model, not a curated record
GUUUAAAUUUCAAAUCGAGGCCAACGCAAAAUGACAAGAGAAUGGGGAGUGAAACUUUCAAAGUGGCGAUUAUUACACUAUUUUCUCAUUCAGCUUCUUUGAUAAAGGCUUUGGAUUACUGUCCUGAUUCAGACUUCUAUUGUGAAGAGUCUCAUUGUUGUGGGAAAGGGAAAUGUUGUACAUAUUAUUAUGAGUUGUGGUGGUUUUGGCUGAUAUGGGUCAUCAUAGCUGCAGUGAGCUUCUGUUGUAUAUAUCAACACAGGCGGUUGAAAAGACAAGCUCUUCAGAGAAGAAGGCAUAGUAGAAGGGGCAAUAGAACAAUAAAUUUUUUUCAGCCUUUAUUUGAUCCAGAUAAAGGGCUCCAUUUACCUAGUUAUGAAGAGGUGCAAGACAUGCCAGAGGAUCCUCCACCUUACAGCACCAGUCACUACCUGAACCUUCCAGUAACCACAGUGGGCACCGCUUCCUCUCCACACAUCCAACCAUCUUCCAGGCAUACCUCCCACGGGGAAGAACUGGUGGAAGAAGUCAUUGAUGAAAGUUCAACUGCAAGCCUGCUGGACAAUGAGGUAUCAUCCUACCAUGUAGAUCUUUCAUCCAUCCCACCCCCACCCUACACACCCAUUGAGGCACAACAGGAAGAUGAGCAGGGACAAAACAGCUGUCCAAGACUGUCUCCCAUGGUUUAGUCAGAUAAAUUAAGGUUUAAUCUCAUUUAUAAAUAUUCUUGUGCUUUGAAUGGGGUUAAAUGCAUCACCCAAUAAAUGUAGUUUACUACAGCAACAACCAGUUCCUCUCAGCACUUUGGUACCAAGUAAAGAGUAAGGAAGAAGCCCUAAGAACUACUGUACAGACAGCAGAACUCAGUAAGACUGCAUUGUGGAAUGCUUUAAUGCCACACUACUACUUAAAUGUGUUAUUGGUAGAAUGGAAGCUUUUUAAGAAUUUUGUGAGAGGUAUGACUGUUGGAUGUCUUUUAAUCUGUGCAUUACAUGGGGCAGAAUGGAAAUGUACCAAUGCAAACUGUGUUUUCCUUUUCAUUAUUGUUUUUUUGGCACAUGAGUUUAAGACCUACUUCACUGCCAAGAUAUCAUACUUGUCUUGCUGUAUUAAGUGUAAGCAGCAGGUAAAGGUGUAACUGUCAAUUAGUGAAUGUGAACUCGUGCUGAGAUGCAUUCCAGACAUAAGGUGCUUUGCCUUGAUAACAAAUAACAGUUCCAGUCAUGGUAUACAUGUAAUGUUUACAUCAUAUUUUAUUUUUGUCAGUUUUUCAAAUUGUCAUUUCAGAACUCACUCAUGUCUUAAAUGUGAAAUGAUGUUUGAUUAAGAAAUAAUGUACGUUUUAAGAGAUAGAAACCUUAUAUUAAUGAUUGCAUAUUUUCCAAGUUUUGAUUGCAUAUUUUCCAUGCAGAAAGUCCAGCAUGUAAACUAGAUGGUUGAUAAAGAUAGCAUCAUCACAAUAUGUGUUUUGCAAACAUUGUACAUAGACAUCUUUACUUUUAUGAUGAAAAUGAUUUUUAUCUUUUAUAGAAGUGUACAAAUAAAUUUAUAUUUUUGUAAAAAUUAUUUGUAAUGCUUCUUUUUCCUGCUUGUUAAUUUACUGUUUUAGUUACCAUACAUGUCAGACAAGUGCAAUUUAAUGCGGUGGCAUACAGUAGCUGUAAAUUAAGCAAUUAUCACCUUGCGACUACAACUUACAAGUUAAUUGGAUGUUCACUUCUCCAAUUGUCACCUAUUUGCCAGAUAAAGCUGGGUGACUAAGGGUUCCAUCAUGGACUAUCAUUUUAUUGUCAUGAGUGUGAUAAAUUGAGAGUUCAGUUUAAUA